Messenger RNA from Ceraceosorus guamensis, 2556 nucleotides. RefSeq names its product PH domain-like protein. The record is from RefSeq and is a predicted model, not a curated record. NCBI's taxonomy places the organism in Eukaryota, Fungi, Basidiomycota, Exobasidiomycetes, Ceraceosorales, Ceraceosoraceae. The transcript is spliced from 4 exons. Bases 131 to 2365 code for a protein of 744 amino acids.
GCACCUCGAUGCUCUGCAACUCUGACGCUCUGCGCAGCUGCUCUGAUUGCUUCGUCGAGUCGAGCCACGAGAUACAAACACGCAAAAGCAAUCUUGUCAUCACUCACGCCACACAUCAUUAGCUUUGACCAUGUCGAGCACCAGCGCCCCAGCAGCAGCAACAACGUCCGGGCAAGGCUCAGCGAGUCGUCUAGCCAGUCCUCACAGCACCAGCACGAACCGAAGCUCCCUGUCUCCUUCCAAACGCCAAAGCACUAGCCAAGCCACAUCCAUGGCAAUCUCACCCUCUAGCGGAGCGGAUACGGAGGAUGACUUUGAUGAGGCGGAUGGGGAGGAUGAGGAAGAGGGAGAAGAGGUGGAUCAUGGUGGCAAUGCUGGAGAUCAGCUGCGCAACGAGACCUCCGUCAAGAGCGGAUAUCUUUACAAGAGAGGCGAGAAGCGAAAGAACUGGAAGAAGCGGUGGUUCGUGCUGCGAAGCUCCAAGCUUUGCUACUACAAGAAUGAGAAGGAGUACCAGCUGCUGCGUUUUAUCGACAUUGAAGAUGUGCACACCAUCGCAUCGAUCGAGUUGAAGCGCAUCGAACAUUCCUUUGGCAUCGUCACGUCAACAAGGCAGUACUACGUUCGGGCCUCUUCCAAAGCAGAAAAAGAGUCGUGGAUCAAGGCGCUCAACGAGGUCAAGGAGCAGAUCCGUCAGAGGUCCACGCUUACCCAAGAAUUGUCUACCGAGGACCUGGAUGAUGCUGCACCCACACCCACUCGAGCCUCUUCGCGUAGGGGCGCGGGUGCUGGGGGUUCUUUGAGUGCAUCGAGCGCACCAAGCGCUGCAAGUUCGAGCUCUGUCUCGACCGCCACUGCGAAGCCGAUCACCGUCACGAUACCCGGUCAAGGGCAAUACCAUGCUCCUGCACAGCCCCGUGCUAUUCCUCGAGCUGCUGGCGGCGAUUCUUUCAGUCCGCUCACUUCUACCAGUCUUAGCAACAGCAACAGCGAGCCAGAGGCGGAAAUGGCCAGCCUCCGCCUGGAUGCUUCUGGUGGAGCAGAGCAAUUUGGUCUGAGCUACGCGAGCCAGAGCUCAGCUGGUCCGAGCCUCGGGUCCAGUCCGCAAUCCCGCGGACUUGGAAUGAGACGCAGUCCUUCACCGUCUGGUGAUGCAUCUCAAGGAGCUGAAGGCUCUCUUGGACGCAAGUCUGGACAAAAGCUGGGCGAUGCUCCAAACGAGAAGGAUGCCUCCGCAUUGCGGCAGAGUAUGGAGCAGACGACUGGCUGGACUUUUGGUGGAACAUCGGAUGGAGGUAAUGUACCGGGCGGUGGGACAACAGGUGCAGCCUUGAGCAGUAGUGAAGAGGAUGAGGAUCCGGAGGAUUGGGACGAAGAGGAGAGGGCUGAUCAGGCAAUGCCGCUGCCCGGCACGAGUCUCAGUCCACCAAACGCCCCUCAUGGCACCAACGCGUCCACCUCGUCGAAUACCACACCUCCUGCAUCCAGUAUGCCCAAGCAGCCGCAGAGGUCUGCUACAGCAGAUUUUCUGAAGGAUCCCAACAAGGUCAUUCAUCAGGGUUAUCUGAUGAAGCAGAGCAGCCGAAGAAAAGUUUGGAGGAAGAGGUGGUUUGUACUCACUUCUUCCAAGCUCAUGUAUGCUCGGAGUCACAUGGAUGCGAAGAGUCAUCGACAAAUCCCACUCUCGUCUAUCUUGGACGCUAUCGAGUACACCUCGAAGAAGCAGCCCAUUUUGACCAUUCCUCCGGGUCCUCAAAGCCCAGGCCCACACUCGCCCUCUGCGAUCAGCUUCCAACUUGGUCACGGCAACCAGGACGCUCCUGAAAGGCGCGAAGCUUCUGGCGGAGCUCCUGUAGGCGGAGGAAGCGGUUUCAGCGCCAGUUCUGAGCGCAGCACCCAUGGGCCUGCCAAGGCUGCUGCAGCACCUGGAGCAACGCAAGCUGGUGGAGCGAUCGCUAACCCCUCGGGAGCGCCAGCUGACACUGCGACCAGCGCGACAUCGGCCACUCAUGGCGGUGGGACUGCACCGGAACGUACGGCUUCGUCGGUGGUAGCUACCGCAGCAGGCAUGGCCUCCAACAUGAGCGCCAACCUGACGGGGGGCGUGGGCAGUACGGGCAGCCAAAAGCGCAAAAAGGAAAACUGCUUCAAGAUCAUCACUCCGAAGAGGACAUUUGUUGUGGGCGCGCCGACGGAAGAGGAGGAGAUCAAAUGGCUCAGCGCUCUUCAGGCCCUAUUGACGAGAAGCAGAGAAGCUCAGAAUCCGUCGAGCGUCAAGGCGACGAGCAGCACCUCUGCCAGCAUCAGCAAGUCUCAAGGCGAUAAGCUGGCCGGCUCGGUAGCGAAUGAUGGUGAUAGGAGGUAGAGUCUCUUUGGACUUUUGCGCGCCCUUUGGAUCUGGCUGCCCACAGCUGUAAUUCUGCGAAUUCUUCUUGUUGCUUAGCGUCUGCAUUGCUCCUCUCACACACACACUUUACCCAAUCGCACCGCUCGCUGCAAUCCGACUCAAAUGUCAACAUGGAGGAACAGCCCUGCUUUGUUGAUCAGAUCGAGCCA